This is a messenger RNA of Bipolaris oryzae ATCC 44560, 1254 nucleotides long. RefSeq lists its product as uncharacterized. Lineage: Eukaryota; Fungi; Ascomycota; Dothideomycetes; Pleosporales; Pleosporaceae. The transcript has a single exon. The record is from RefSeq and is a predicted model, not a curated record. Bases 1 to 1254 code for a protein of 417 amino acids.
AUGGAUUCUGUAGCCCAAGGUUGGACCGAUGUGAGGCCAGAGGCCGACGACUACCGCUUCCUACAGCGCUCCGAUGAGCGCCGACAACUCUUUCAACAUCUGAAGUCCCUCAACGCCCCCAGCCAGUUACGCACGGUAUUCUGGGCGUUCUUCCAGGUCGCCGAUAUCGACGUUCUGCGAAGGGGUGUUGAGUCCGAGAUGUUUGUAGAAACACUCGGAUCUUUUGAAGUCAACUCGGAUGUUGAAAGAAAAGUGGUAGACGCCCUCCUACUCUGGCGGCAGAAACGACCAGAGAAACAACCUACAGCAAAUGCAACGCCGAUCCACUCGUCAUCGAAAGUUCCCUCCAACCAACCAUCCUCGGCUCCCCCUCUCAAUGCCAGCGUACUGGCCGGGUCCAAGCGAACUCGAUCCGGACAUAUAACUGGCGGCCAGCAAUGCAGUGUUACCCGGAACGAUGGCGUUAAGUCAAACUGCAAGAGGCGGGAUGGAAACCUUUGCGCGGUUUCGAGGAUGGCGGAAAUCGACGCCGCCCAUAUUUACCCAUGGUGCGCCUUUGGAGGAGAAAAUGAGGGGCGAGUCAGUCAAUUUUGGAGUACGAUGAGGAUGUUUUGGAAGCGCGAGGUGGUGGAAGGCUGGCGAAAGAAGAUAUUUGUCGACGCCAAUCAUCCGCAUCGAGGGACGGAGACAAUCGAGAACAUGGUCUCCUUAUCGGCAACCCUGCACCGAUUUCAUUCGGCUGCUCGAUUUGCGCUCCGACCGAUACAACUGUCAGAUGACAAGACACAACUCGAACUCGAGUUCCACUGGCUUGUUGUUGAAGAGCGCGAUCGCCAUGAUAAGGUAGACAUCAUGGACGAACCUUUGUCUUCGGCCGGCCGGCGUUCAGCUGGACGGGGCUACGGCCCACUCGAUCGGAUCGAUCCCGACGACGACAAAUACCGGAAACCACUCGAAAGCGGAACCAGAUUUGUGAUGACGACCGAUGACCCCGAGAAGCGACCCCUCCCGGAUUCAGGCCUGUUGACCCUACAGUGGCACCUUCAACGUGUCCUUGCCAUGACAGGAGCGGCUGAAUGGAAGGAGGAGGAGUUCGGCGACGACGAUGAUGACGACAAGGACGGACCAGGCGUUACAACUUGCGAUAACGUGGAAAGUUGGCUCCAGAACGUCGAGCCUCCGGAGAAUCAUCGUCCGAGCCAAAACUCACCUGCAAGCGAUUCGGAAGACAGCACAGAUGGUUCGUUUGAAUAA